Messenger RNA from Macrobrachium nipponense, 1601 nucleotides. Its product is annotated as longitudinals lacking protein-like. Gene Ontology annotation, biological process: regulation of transcription by RNA polymerase II. Gene Ontology annotation, cellular component: nucleus. The coding region runs from base 947 to 1357 and encodes 136 amino acids. NCBI's taxonomy places the organism in Eukaryota, Metazoa, Arthropoda, Malacostraca, Decapoda, Palaemonidae. The transcript is spliced from 3 exons. The record is from RefSeq and is a predicted model, not a curated record. Gene Ontology annotation, molecular function: protein binding.
GGUAUCUAGGAGGUAUAAUUCGGCGUUGAAGAAGACCUGCUGUUGAUGCUGCUGUGAGGACGCCCCUGAGUAGACUCGCUUAGGCCUACUUGAAGUUAGAAGUCGAUUUGACGUCGAUCUGUAGUUUUACGUCGAGUGAUUUUGGUGUUGAAAUCGACGUGAUUUGACGUCACGUUCUCCCCCCUCAGGCUUUGAAUUGAGUAGGCCUACUGUACGUUUAUAGGAUUAUCUUAGGCCUGCUCGAAGUGAUCGACUCUGACGUCGAAUCGUCGAUUUGCGUCGAGUGAUUCAGAGUGAAAUUCAACUGAUGUCACAAUAUAGUCUCAUCUUAGGCCUAAGAACAUAAUCUCACUCUAUAUUCUUCUCAAAUAUUGAAUUAAGGAGCCCUACUCUACAUUAGACUCUCUCAGGAGAAUUGAAGCACGUCAACAGAAAUUCAACGUAAUAUUAAACGAUAUUCUCAUUUUAGGCCUAAAAAGGUCACGUUACGUUAUAUUUUCCCCACAAACUCAGAUUUAAGUAGGCCUACUCCACAGUAGACUGCCUAUCUUAGACCUACUUGAUAAUGUCAAUGUCCGUCGACUGAAUUCGACAUAAUAUCACAAGAUACUCUCCUUUCAGGCCUAAAAGAAUUCUUCUCCGAGAUAUAGAUAAUGACGAAUUAAAUCUGAAAAAACUACAAUUAAAGCCACCCAUAGACCUACUGCCAAAGGCCUUGACACCCCUGGCUCGAAUGCCCAUAGGCCCAUUUUGUCGACUUAAAUUCGAGUGGAAGUCGAUGCAAUAUCACAAACUAUUCAACCCUUAGACUUCAUUUUGACCUAAAUCCUAUCGCCAAGAAUCCUACAGUUGAGGACAGCUGUAGGUCUACUGCCAUAGACGCCCCUGGCUCAAGUAAACUGCCCGUAGGCCUACUGGAACUGUACAGUGGCCUUUUGAAAGAAUCAUGGAGGAAGAGUCGGACAACACAGAACUGUGGUUAACGUGGAAUGACCACGCACAGAUAUUGAAAAAUGUAUUGUCAACAUUGCGUUAUAAGGAGUUGUAUGCAGACGUCACACUAGUUUGCGGCACCAAGCAGUAUGCCGUUCACAGAUUUAUCUUGGCAACUUGUAGUGCAUAUUUCGAGAAGCUGCUUGAAACCAUUCCUGGCCAGCACCCGGUCGUCGUCCUUACCAACACAUCUCCGAAGGAUUUAGAAGCCCUGCUGGACUUCAUGUAUCUUGGUCAGACCGAAGUCAAUUCGACAGAUUUGGAUCGGUUGCUGGAUGUUGCGUACGAAUUCAGAAUUCGGGGUCUCAUUUCUGCGAGAGAUGAUCCAGAAGUUCAGGUAAUGUUCUUGUGUCAUUCAGAGUAGCACGAGACGUUCAAGUACGGUCGACCCCCACCUAUUUAUGUUUCUAGAUUUGUGGAUUUUUCUGUGGAACAUAUAUCCACAUUAUUCUUGGAAAAUUCACCUAUUCACAGAAUUUUUCAUUGGGAAAUGUCACUGUAUUUUCAUAUUUUCUUGGUUAAAUAUAUUUUUCAUGAUAAAACUAUCGAAAGAGGCAGGUAUGAGCAUUUUUAGAGGGGUUUUUUGGUGUUUGAAAUAUCAAAAUAGG